This is a messenger RNA of Emericellopsis cladophorae, 396 nucleotides long. RefSeq lists its product as uncharacterized. The transcript has a single exon. The annotation marks the transcript as partial. The record is from RefSeq and is a predicted model, not a curated record. NCBI's taxonomy places the organism in Eukaryota, Fungi, Ascomycota, Sordariomycetes, Hypocreales, Bionectriaceae.
GAUUAUCUUGGCCUGCUCAAAGCCUUGGCCCAGAGGCACUGGCCGGCGGAGAAUGGAAGUACGCGAAAGAAGCCGCCCAUGAUGUUCGUCUGCGUGCAGUGGGAAGAUAGAACAACGACCUGGGAGUGGCGAGGAAAGUUGAAGAAGCACUCUCAAUUUGGUGGGCAAGCGAAGAUAGCAGCCCCAAGAACCAUUGAGUACGAGAAUGUCGUGCUAGUGGAGGAGGGGGAGAGGAUUCACUCGGCCGAUUUCGCCUUUGUUGAGACCGCUGCCCAGCUUGCGAAAAGGCGCCAGCAAUGGAUACUGAGACAACGCCAGAGCGAGUCUCGGUCGCUAUCUCCGGGCUUGGCGCUUGACACUGUGGAGGUCGAGAGCAAGGAUGCCCAGGACGACUAG